AUGGCAGUUAAUGCAGCUCCUAUAACUGCUACAGAUAGUUUAUCACAAGCGUUAAAAGCGAAUAUUAUACCUAAUCAGGAGUACCUGCUACAGGGUUCGGUGUUAGAUUCAGCUGUAGAAGUUUUAUUACAUAGACUCCGUGGCCUUUGCGACAAUGUUGAUGCCGGUCCAGAAACGUUUGAUGAUCAAGAGGUCUGUUUUAUUUUGAGGGACCCUAAUCAACAGGCAGCACCGUUAAUGUUGAGAGUACGAAAGGCACUUGAUGCACGAGAUAUGCCCUAUCAGUUACGUUACAUUGGCCAGCCUGACCUUGGAGAUAAGAACAGACCAACUGUUGUGAGGUCUAGCUUGGAUAUAGCAUGCAGUGGAAUGCUUAUUGAAUUUUUAAAUGAAUUAGGAUGCAGAGUGGACUUUGAAUAUAGUGUUAAAGGUUACAUGUUUAGAAAAGGGAGAAUGAAGAUAACUGUUGCAAAGGUGUUUAAAAUAUCGCAAAGUUCAAUGCCUCCAGAACCCAUCUCACAAAGCUAUCUUGUGGAAUUAUCGGUACUGGCACCUCAAGGUCAGGACGCGAUAGGUGAGGACAUGCGAGCCUUCGCCGACCAACUGCGGCCUCUCGUGCAGCUCGACAAAAUAGAUUACAAGCGUCUCGGGCACAUGUCCGUCACA
Brenthis ino (lesser marbled fritillary) is the source of this 666-nucleotide messenger RNA. The record is from the annotation of a GenBank genome assembly. NCBI's taxonomy places the organism in Eukaryota, Metazoa, Arthropoda, Insecta, Lepidoptera, Nymphalidae.